AUGUCAGGUCUAGAAAAGGGCUCCGAUGCCUGGAAGGCCCAAGACAAAGGUCCAGGCAUCAUCACAGUUUGCUGGAUCUUCACCGCUUUGAGCACGAUAUUUGUCCUUGGCAGAGUGGUUGUCAGGUGGAAGAUCAUGAGGAAGUUUCACAGCGACGAUUAUUUUGUCAUUGCUGGGCUGGUGUGUGGUUACAUUUCCACUUCGCUUUCGACACUUGCAGUAUACUCCGGUAUUGGCAAACAUCUCGAACUACUCACCUUGGAGCAACAAGAAGAUGGAAUGUUAUGGACGACCGCUGCUCAAUGCCCCGGCAUCAUGUCAUUUGGUCUACCUAAACUGGCGGUAGUAUCGCUCUUGACACGAUUGAUGAACCCUGGUGCAUACCACAAGUGGUUCCUGUGGUGGAUGGCGAUAUGGUAUCAGUUGACACUUUUUGUGACUGUUGGGCUUCUGAUAGGACGGUACACACCAACGAGCUCAUUAUGGGACUUCUCUAUUGAGGGGACCUGCUUCAGCCCGGAAAUUCUCAUCAAUUUCUCCAUUUAUGCUGGCACAUUUUCGGCAUUCGUUGAUGUCUACCUAGCUGUGUAUCCGGCCAUCGUCCUGCUCCGCCUGCAAAUGGCAUUGAAGAAAAAAAUUGCAUUAUCUUGUGCUCUUGGCAUUGGCGCCAUCUCCGGCGUUGUCGCCAUUUACAAAACAACACGCCUUCCGCUCCUCGCUAGCGAAGAUUACUCAUACGAGACACCUGACUUAGUAGUCUGGACCGUGAUCGAAGGCAGCACCAUCAUUAUUGCAAGCUCUAUCCCUGUCUUACACCCGCUCCUAGAGCUGAUCCUCAAACGAAAUCCCUUCUCAUCUGCAAGAGCAUCGAGGCCAACGGCUAAAUCCUCUGAGAACAAUACGGGAUCAGCACCAAGUAACUAUCGCCCCUCGCGCGUGUAUGGAAACUACGAAUAUGAACUAGGCCAACGCAAAGCGAGAGCAAAGCCCCGAGAUGACCUCGGAUUUACCAUCGUUGAAGGGGACAGCCAAGAGAACAUCUUUCCCAGGGAAGGGAGACCACAACCUCAAACAGCUGCAUCUAUCGGCAGCCAGCUAAGUCGGCCCGAGGACAGGGGCACUGUUCGUACCGAUGUAGUUACUGUAUCCUACGACGAGAAAGCACUAGCAGCAGAGACUUCGGCUUCAAAACGAUGGAGGCCGGUAUAG
This is a messenger RNA of Colletotrichum godetiae, 1209 nucleotides long. RefSeq lists its product as uncharacterized. The record is from RefSeq and is a predicted model, not a curated record. Lineage: Eukaryota; Fungi; Ascomycota; Sordariomycetes; Glomerellales; Glomerellaceae. The transcript has 6 exons. Bases 1 to 1209 code for a protein of 402 amino acids.